Molecule: messenger RNA, 2763 nt
Organism: Soboliphyme baturini
Lineage: Eukaryota; Metazoa; Nematoda; Enoplea; Dioctophymatida; Soboliphymatidae
Source: the annotation of a GenBank genome assembly
AUGGAAGUGAUGCCUCAGAAGAUCCUGAUGGGAUCUGCCCGGCAACCGGUGGCCACAAACGCGGUCGAAGAAUGUCUAUCGAGCUGCUUAGAUAGUAUGCAGAAGUACGGCUUCCAGUGCCAUUCAGCCAUGUUCUUCCCAGACAAGCGAGACUGCAUUCUGAAUACGGAAACUGGCCGAAAUCGAGCUGACUUGCUUCUCAAUGAAGACAAGUCCGAUGUACUGUAUUUUGAGAACUAUUAUGCAGCAUCAUCUUGCCCUUCCGACACCGUGACUCAGUACGUCGAAACAAGGAACAAACAACUCACUUCGACUAUUCCGAUAUCCGAUCAGUCGUUGCAGUCGUGCGAAUAUUUUUGUACCAACAAAAUCGGAAAGAAUGGACCAUUCAAUUGCAAGAGCUUCAUGUACCGUGAAAGUGACCGUACUUGCUUUCUAGCAGAUGACUUGUCGUUGCCGUCUGGAAAAAGCAGGCUGAUGGAUGCACCCGGCAUAGAUUACUACGAAAAACACUGCUUUAAGUCCAAGAAUGUCGUCGAUCAAACUCCUAUAUUUGAAAAUCACCCACAGAAAGUUUUGCUCGGAAGUGCGGCUUCAGUGAUCGAAAACGUUCCGUCAGCGCAGAAAUGUUUAGAUCUGUGCACAAGUCCUCCAGCUGGUUUGGACAAGUCGUUUCAGUGUAAAUCAGUAAUGUACUACUACAACAGCCGUAACUGCGUGCUGAAUACGAAGUCGAGGUCUGAAUUACCAGAAAAUUUUGUUGACGAAACAGAAGGCGCUACGGUUGACUACUUUGAUAUGCUGCCCCACUCAACUGCAGAACAGUGUCCGGAAGGAUCAAAGGCGAUGAGUCUCCGCAUAACCGAUUCAAAGUUAGAGUCAGAUGAAAACAGCGUUGUAGGAGCGGCAAGCGGAUCUGCGUCAAAUUGCUUUCAAAAGUGCCAAGCGCACUCGCCCGAAAAGUGCCGCAAUUUUAACUACAACAAGGGAACAGCAAAAUGUGACUUCAUGUUUGUUCAAAGCCAUAAACUGUCAAAUUUGCAAACCGAUGCAAAUGCUGACUACUACCAGGUUGCAUGCGUGCCCAGUCAAAGCCCGUGCGAGCAUGCAUAUGACGUCACUGUCGCGAAAGAGGCCAUUGGAAGGGUGCAAGAAGUCAAAAGAAUUCCAGUAUCGCGUCCUGACUGUUUGUCUAUGUGCCUUGAUGAUUCAAAGUGCAAGGGAAUAAAUUAUAAUCACGAAAUUGGCUCAUGUGCCAAGGUAUUGGGAAAUCCACAAAGCUACAGUGCUAAUCCGGCUUGCAAUUAUUACAGCAAGGUUUGCGGAGUCGCUUCCGGGUAUACUCCUGGAACUGUCGGAGUGCAGACAGUCUGCAACUUGGACGGGAUGAAGAUCUUGGUAACCAAAGAGGAGUCAUUCACAGGAUCCGUAUUCGCCAAAAUGAAGUACGAUACGUGCCGAGUUGAAGUAAAAGAAUCGAAGACUGCAAUGCUAUAUCUGGGUUACCCGGUGGCACGCGCGGAGAGCCCAUUUGGAGUCAUGCCUCAGCCUUGCGUUGGGCACAAAUGCGCCGCAGCCAAGAAGCAGAAACGACAGCGUAGACAAGGCUUCGGACAGCCAACGGCCAUGGUACCUAUGCAACCACAGAUGUUCAGUCAGCUUCUCCCUGCACCGACAAUACCAGUACACGACUGUGGAAUAACCGACUUGAGAAACGGUACGUUCCGAGCGACGGUCGUUGUCCAAGCUAAUAGUUUGGGCAUUCCCGGCCUUGUGACUUCCAUGGAUGAGGUAUACGAAGUUGCUUGCGAUUACACCAGCAUCGCUUCCAGCAAUGCCGUAGUCAGAAAGGGACUCCAUGUCGAAGGCCCAACGCCGACCAUCAUCAAUCCUCGUGGAAAGGUAACAUUGACCAGUCCUAUUAUGCUCCAGUUAGGAGGACAUGGUCAAUCGGUGUUGAGAGCGAGGCUUGGAGAGAUGUUGGAGCUAAAAUGGCAGAUGAUGGUUCCAGGCUUGAAUCUGGACUUCUUUGUGCAAACGUGCGUCGCUGAGCGCGGAGACUUCUUUCAACCAAUUGUCGCUCCAAGCACUGCAUAUAGCGCACCGAUGUGCGCAACACCGCCGUGUCCCGCGGUUCCAAUGCUGUGCACCGCGCCAUCAUGUACCGCAAAUGCCUUUACGAAGACCGCUCAACUGCUGCUUAUUGAAAACGGGUGUCCUGCGCCAGCAGUGGCUGGAAGAAUCAUGCCUGAACCAAUAAGGAAGGUGGAUGCCGUAACGAAGAUGACCCUAAUGCAGGCGUUCAGGUUCGACGGAAGCCCUACCGUCAGAAUACAAUGCAGAUUAAAGAUUUGCGAAGGAUCUUGUCCAGCGGUCGCAUGCAACAUUCCGGGACACACUGCGAAGAAGAGCAAGCAGAAACGUGAGGUCGAAAUCAACGAAGUGAACAUCUUCAAUGACACUGACAAAAUUGAAACGGAAUAUUACACGAUACCAGUGAUGACAUCGGCGAUCACUACGUUUGCCAUCGAGGACCCGUCACAGGAGGUGAUGGUGCCGAAAAGUUCUAAUAUGCAAAAGAACGUGCCGAGUGCCCCGGAAAUAAGACCUCACGUCCAAAUAAGAAAAUUGGAGAAAAACAAGUUAUGCUUUCCCAAGUCAACGUUUGUCGGCAUUUCUUCGUUUCUGUGCAUACUGGCGCUGAUGCAAGCGGCCGCCGUGGCCAUGAUAGUCACGAAACACUGCCGAAGAAAGGGCAUAUAA